GUACGAUCCUUAUUCGGACUGUCCGCAUGUAUGUAUCAAAACUCCCGGUUUAGUAGUUACUCCAGAGUUCUUGGCCAAUAUAUGAUUUGCAAGUGCUGCCCCUCUGUACAGUUGCCAAACGUGGCACGUACAGCAGAACCACGGCUGCGUGACCGGUGUCAGUGAAGAUAAAGAAUCCUCGGAACCGGAAAGUGAAAGUGUUUCCGAAAAAAAUGGUAUGUACCGCGCAGGCCAUGGUUCGAAGCAAGCAGUGGCUUUGAGGGUCCGUUUAAGCUCCUGGGCAAAUCCGUGCGGAAUUUUAUCCACGCACUAUCACAUCAUGUUCCGCUCGGUUAGUCAGCGUAAACAUCCGGAAGCAUGCGGCGCACAAGUCCUGCACGUCUUUGCAACCGUACAUAUGGAUACGAAAGUUGACUGCUUGUUAACCCCGAUAUCAUACGAACAAAGAUUAAAGCCCACUACGGUUCAAGUAUUAGAUACCUGCAAGAUAUCUCAAUUCAUAGAUACCAGUUGACAAGUCACGAAAAGCCCAGCUGAAAGUUAAAGUUGACAGGAAGUGCAGUUUGUGGUAUGUGUGAGACCUUAUUGUCCGUGACGGCGGCGGCACGUCCGGUUAAUGAAAUAUAGCCCCUUCUGACGUAUGACAAAUACCCGCUGGAAGUUACUAUUCCUUACGUAAGGAGGGUCUCAAGCACUAUUGCUGUAAGCGGCUGGCUUCCACAAGACAGCAGUUCCGUCUGGGCAUCCAGAAUGCAGGAUAACGAUAAUCGGGCUAUCGU
This is a messenger RNA of Babjeviella inositovora NRRL Y-12698, 779 nucleotides long. RefSeq lists its product as uncharacterized. NCBI's taxonomy places the organism in Eukaryota, Fungi, Ascomycota, Pichiomycetes, Serinales. The record is from RefSeq and is a predicted model, not a curated record. The coding region runs from base 218 to 514 and encodes 98 amino acids. The transcript has a single exon.